CGUGAAAGCAAUUGUGGUAUUUUAAUUUCAAGGUUACUUUUACCAGACAUGUGUUUGAUAUGAAUGGUUCCCUAUAUGAGGAUUCUGAUGACGAGUACUACGAUUGCCAGACAGAAGCUCGCUUCUAUGCUGUAGCUUCUCCUAGAGACAAGGGUCACGGUGAAGUUUUCGUCGACCCAAAAAAGGCUUAUUUGAAACUACGUGGAAUCAAGGGUGCCAGACUUAAACUAUUUAACAAUCAUAUUGAUGCUAACAAGUAUGCAGAUACACCAGUUGAUGAUGACAAACUCAUCAAUCCAUAUCCUGCCUCACCCAAACCUGACAUUGAAAGUAGCCCGUAUCCUAAUGUUACUCAGCAAACUUUGAUACGCUUCCGUUCUUUGAUUAGCAGUGGUGAUGUCCAAAGUGUUCAACGAAUGGUUGACGAAAACCCGAUGGUUUUAGUUACCUCGUGUGAUACUCCCACAAUAUUGCAAAUACGUUUUCGAUACAAUGCAUUUCAUGUGAUUGCUUCAAAUGGCAAUGUAGCCUUACUUCAUCUUCUAUUGAAUUAUUUUGAUUCUGAUGCCUUCUGGGAACGUAUUUAUCCUAAUGUUAGUAAACAAGCAUCUUAUUGGAGGCAACAGUAUGUUUUAGAUUUAUACUUGAAUAGUCCUGAACUUGGAAAUUAUGAAACUCCUUUACACUUUGCUAGUAAACAUGGACACAUUGAAUGUGUUGCAGUUCUAGCACGUCAUCCUUUAACAAAAAUUAAUCCACUCAAUGGGUCAGGUCAAACACCAGCCGACUUAGCUGCAAGUCGUUUAAUGAAUACGAGAGGAAAAUCCCAGUCGGAUGUAAACAAUUUCAAUGAGAUAGCUGAGAAAAUACGACAAAUUUUAGACGAAAGUUAUAUUGCUCUCGUAGAUAUAGAAAAUUCAGGAUCAAGUAUAAUACAGACAAAAAUUUUACCACCCUUAGAUACACGUAAAUUUCAAGCCUUACUUUGUCAAUGUGGUAUUACAUCGAAUGCGUGUAGAACAUUUACCAGCAUAACUUCAGUAAAACCAUAUCCGACAGCACAAAACAACAACUCCGCGUCAUCAAAACAGACUAGUGACUUGUAUGAGAACAGUGCUCUGCAAAGACAAUCAAUACUUGAUGAAUAUGACGGUCAACUGAAACGACUACGAGGUUUUUCAGGACCAAUGCCAUCGAAUACAGCUGUUGAAUUACGAAAGAAAUGGAUUCAAUAUAACAUGCCCAAUGCUAUUGACUGUAAGGCUUUUUCACGUCUACGCUUAAUUGAUGCUGAAAGAGGAUAUGAACGUCAAGGAAGAUAUCUGUCUCGUCUAUUCGGAACCCAAUGGUAUGAAUAUUGGGAGUUUUUAGACGAUUUUAUUGAUUUAAACACUGAGAAGGGCUUGUCUGCUUUAGAAGAUUAUUUAUCUAACCAUGAAUUAUUGAAAAAUAAAUACUCUUCAACAUUGAACAAUUGUAACGUGGAUGCUUUGAAUCCCACUAAUCAAAAUUAUAAUGGAUCAAAUAAUUGCAAUGCCAUUGAUGAAAUCAAUUAUUCACUGUCGCCUACAUCUACUCCACUUUUUAGUCAAAAUAAUCAAGAUGAUGAUGACAAUGAUGAUGUAUUUCCGUGUGGAACACCAAUAAGGCGAUCCACAGCAAGUGUAAAUAAUACUGCUGUUAAAUCAAAUAUCGAUUUAAAUAAUAAUGAACGUUGGUUAUCUUAUCGACAAAAAAGAGGAUGUAUACAUGAUUUAAAUGACAGUUUAGAAGAAAGUACAGAUCAAUCAAAUUCAAGUAUUCUAUCACAUGAAGAAACAUCAGAUAGCGAUGAACCGAUACCCAGAAAAGUAACAGAAAGUCCUAUUGUUGGACUAUUGAAACGUUUAACUUUUCUAAGUCCACUUCAUUGGUUAAAAUCAACAUCCAAAAGAGGAGGAGGAGGAGACGAAAACACUCAGACAUCUUUAGAUAAGUCAAUUACAUCUGAAAAUAACACAUCUACAAAGCAGGAACUUGUUAACAAUAAACCUUCUAAAUCUGGACUAACAAACAAGCGUAGAAUAUCAGCAACAAGCAUCCAACGUUCACAUUCUUCCACAGAUGAACCUGAUGUGAAAAAACCUUCUCCUGAAAAGGCUAGAAGAGAUUCAAAUCGCCAAGAAAAAGAUGACGACCCGUCCGCCACCACUGCCACCGUUUGUCUACCACAUUAUUUAAUUGAUAUUUAUAGAGCGUUGCCAGGAAAUGAAAAUGAAUUAAACAGCUUUAAUCCACCGAAUUUAUCAUCAUUUGAAAAGAAGAAGAACCCUUCUUCAUCGUCAUCACUUUCACCUUGCCCCCAACCACAACCGGCAUCCACAGCUGCUGCUGCUUCUGCUGCUCUUGACAUAUCGAAAUAUCCUAACUGUUCCCAAUUGAAUGAAUAUAUACAUGCUCAAUUAUAUAAAACUUCAGUUAAAUCAUAACUUGCUUGCUAAUCUCUUAUGAUUAUUUUUUAUUCAAAACGCGUUAUAUUAUUAUAAAAGUAUAAUAAUAUCAUUCAAAGAUUAUUUAUUUUAUAUAUGUAAACACAAAGAUACUGUCUAUAUGUACACAAUUUUCAUAUGUUUAUACCUAAAUCACAUAUACAUUUAUAUAUAUAUAUAUAUACAUUUUUUGCUGGUUUGUUUAUUUGUUUAUCUGUCUUAUUAUUCAUUAUUCCUUCAAAAUUCUUCAACGUCGAUGAAUUCUUAAUAAAACGAAUGCUUCAUAUGAAUGAAAUAACAAAUGGGUUCUUACACGCCAUACAAGAUCGAAUAAGAAAAUCAUCACUUCAUGCAGUUGACUGUUACGUGAGAAAAUCAUUUAUUGGUGUUUAACUCUUGGUGUGUGUGUUUCCUCCCACAGAAUAUGCUUCUAAAAAAUGUAUAAAUAUAAAAGUUAAAUGGGAUAACUAUAAAAAGUUUAUUUAUCACAUAAAUUAUCUAAAGGUAUCUAUCCCCUAGUGACGUAACGGAAACUUAUUUAGAAUAAAGCGAAGAACAAUGAGAUGUUUUGUGCAGAAUAAAAUGGGAUCAUCAUUGGUUAUUUCAUUGGCUUCUCAUCAGCUGCGUGCAUAGUUUAAGAAGAAAUUAAUUAAU
This is a messenger RNA of Trichobilharzia szidati, 3122 nucleotides long. The record is from the annotation of a GenBank genome assembly. NCBI's taxonomy places the organism in Eukaryota, Metazoa, Platyhelminthes, Trematoda, Strigeidida, Schistosomatidae.